AUGGAGCAGCAUCCCGAUGAUGCGUCGCUGCACAGCGGAUAUCACAAUGACGAAGACGAGAAGAACCAUACGCCCGUCCACAAGCUCAACACUCACGAUUUCACCAGCGUGGAGACCCUCCACGGACCCCAGCCCAACCUUCACGAAUCAAAGAGUACCGAGACUCUGAACGUCGACAAUGAGGAUGACUCUCCACCCCCCAAGAAGAAGGCGGCGGAUUGGCACAUGACAUCCCAUGUGAUCCGAAACGCAGAACGGGAUGAAGCAGCCGGCUUCAAGAAGCGCGAGCUGGGUGUUACAUGGCAGAACCUAACCGUCGAUGUUCUUGCCGCCGAAGCCGCCGUCAACGAAAACAUGAUCUCGCAAUUCAACGUUCCUCAAUUGAUCAAAGAUUGGCGCCGAAAGCCCCCGCUCAAGUCGAUUGUGUCAGAGAGUCAUGGAUGCGUCAAGCCCGGAGAAAUGCUUCUUGUGCUCGGCCGUCCGGGUUCAGGAUGUACCACGCUGCUCAAGUUGCUCACGAAUCAACGCGAAGGUUUCCACUCCAUCACGGGUGACGUGCGUUUCGGAAGCAUGACUCCCAAGGAAGCUUCCUCCUAUCAUGGCCAGAUUAUCAUGAACUCGGAAGAAGAGCUGUUCUACCCCCGCUUGACAGUCGGUCAGACUAUGGACUUUGCGGCCAGACUUAAGGUUCCUUUCCAUCUUCCCGAAGGAGUCAGUGUCGAUCAGUACACAGCCGAGACGAAAGCAUUCCUUCUAGAGUCUAUGGGAAUCUCUCACACCGCCGGCACUAAGGUUGGAAAUGAGUUCGUCCGUGGUGUCUCCGGUGGUGAGCGGAAGCGUGUUUCUAUCAUCGAGUGUCUCGCGACCAGGGGUUCUAUCUACUCCUGGGAUAACAGUACCCGUGGUCUGGAUGCCAGUACUGCAUUGGAGUGGGCAAAGGCCCUUCGUGCUAUGACUGAUGUUCUCGGCCUUACCACCAUUGUGACCCUCUACCAAGCAGGAAAUGGAAUCUACGAUCUCUUCGACAAGGUCCUUGUCCUUGACGAGGGACUCCAGAUCUACUAUGGUCCUGCAACUGAAGCCAGGCCUUUCAUGGAAAAGCUUGGCUUCAUCCACACCGAGGGAGCAAACGUCGGUGACUUCCUCACUGGUUUGACAGUCCCGACAGAGCGGAGAGUCCGACCCGAAUGCGAACGCACAUUCCCCAGAACUGCCGAUGCCAUUAUGGCUGAGUACAAAAAGUCCAGCAUCUACACCCGUGAGAUUGCAACAUACGACUAUCCCGACUCUGAAAUCUGCCGCGAGCGCACAGAGGCAUUCAAGGAGUCUGUUGCGUGGGAAAGGUCCAACCACCUGCCCAAGGGUAGUAGUCUGACUAUCAGUUUCUGGGCUCAGCUCAUUGCAUGCACCAGGCGACAGUACCAGAUUCUGUGGGGUGAUUUGUCAACAUUCAUCAUCAAACAAGUUUGUUCAUGUAUCAUGGCCUUGAUCGCUGGUUCUUGUUUCUAUGACUCGCCCGAUAACUCCUUGGGUCUCUUCACCAAAGGUGGUGCUGUCUUCUUCUCGCUGUUGUACAACUGUAUCGUUGCCAUGUCUGAGGUGACUGAAUCUUUCAAGGGUCGUCCGGUUUUGCUCAAACACAAGGCCUUUGCUAUGUACCACCCGGCUGCAUUUUCCUUGGCUCAAAUCAUGGCGGAUUUCCCGGUUCUGUUGUUCCAGUGCACUAUCUUCUCGGUCGUCAUCUAUUGGAUGUCUGGCCUGAAACACACUGCUGCUGCUUUCUUCACCUUCUGGAUUAUUCUGUUCUCGACAACUCUGUGUAUUACGGCUGUCUUCAGAUUUAUUGGAUCCGCUUUCAGUACCUUCGAAGCCGCGUCAAAGAUCUCAGGAACUGCAGUCAAGGCUAUUGUCAUGUACGCUGGUUACAUGAUUCCCAAGCCUAAGAUGAAGAACUGGUUCCUCGAAGUGUACUACACGAAUCCUUUUGCCUAUGCUUUCCAAGCUGGCCUGGCGAACGAGUUCCACGACCGCACAUUCCCCUGUGUUGGUCGCAACCUGAUCCCAAGUGGCCCUGGUUACGAAGACGUCGGAGCUGAUAACCAAGCUUGUGCGGGUGUUGGUGGUGCGUUGCCAGGCGCGAACUUUGUGACCGGCGAUCAGUAUCUUGGAUACCUUCACUACAAACACACUCAACUGUGGCGAAACUUCGGUGUCGUCUGGGCCUGGUGGGGAUUCUUCGCUGUCCUGACUGUUAUUUUCACAUCCUACUGGAAAGCAGCUGGUAAUGGUGGUGCUUCUCUUCUCAUUCCCCGCGAGAAACUCAAGGCGCACAAUGCUGCCAUCUGCGAUGAAGAGGCGCAACGCAACGAGAAGGCCCACAACCGCGAAACCCCCGAUGCCCCCGCCGAGGCUGAGGAGGAGAAUCUUACCCGGAACACCUCUAUCUUUACCUGGAGAAACCUCACAUACACUGUCUCAACCCCCACUGGCGAUCGCGUGCUGUUGGAUAACAUUAACGGAUGGGUCAAGCCCGGCAUGCUCGGCGCUCUCAUGGGAUCUUCUGGUGCAGGCAAAACGACACUGCUUGAUGUGCUUGCUCAACGUAAGACAGACGGUACUAUCAACGGUUCUAUCAUGGUCGAUGGCCGUGAGCUCCCGGUCUCUUUCCAAAGAAUGGCUGGAUACUGCGAACAACUCGAUGUUCACGAGCCAUUUGCAACUGUGAGAGAAGCACUUGAAUUCUCUGCCCUCCUUCGCCAGUCUCGCGAUACCCCUCGGGAAGAAAAGAUCAAGUACGUUAACACUAUCAUCGACCUUCUCGAGCUCCAUGACCUGGCAGAUACUCUUAUUGGUACCACUGGAAACGGUCUCAGUGUCGAACAAAGAAAGCGUGUUACAAUUGGUGUCGAACUGGUCUCCAAGCCUAGUAUUCUGAUCUUCUUGGACGAGCCUACCUCCGGUCUGGAUGGACAAUCUGCCUUUAACACCGUUCGUUUCCUUCGCAAAUUGGCCGAUGUUGGUCAAGCUGUUUUGGUUACAAUUCACCAGCCUUCCGCGCAGCUUUUCGCUCAGUUCGAUACUCUCCUUCUCCUCGCAAGGGGUGGAAAGACCGUCUACUUUGGAGACAUCGGUGAAAAUGCGAGCAGCAUUAAGAGAUAUUUUGGCCAAUACGGCGCCGCCUGUCCUACCGAGUCCAACCCAGCUGAAUUCAUGAUUGACGUUGUUACUGGUGGUAUCGAGGCUGUCAAGGACAAGGACUGGCAUCAGAUCUGGCUCGACUCCCCUGAGCAAAGCAAGAUGAUCACGGAACUGGACAGAAUGAUUGAGGACGCUGCUUCCAAGCCCCCGGAACAGUCGAUGAUGAUCAAGAUCGUCACUCAGCGGAUGAAUGUCGCGCUUUUCCGAAACACCGACUACAUCAACAACAAGUUCGAGCUUCACAUCAUCUCCGCCGCUCUCAAUGGUUUCUCCUUCUGGCGUCCUGGCCCAAGUAUCAUCGCUCUGAAUCUGAAGAUGUUCUCCAUCUGGAACUUCGUCUUCGUCGCCCCCGGUGUCAUCAACCAGCUUCAACCUCUUUUCAUCCAGCGUCGUGAUAUUUACGAUACUCGCGAGAAGAAGUCCAAGAUGUACUCCUGGGUUGCCUUCGUCACCGGAUUGAUUGUCUCCGAGUUCCCAUACCUCUGCAUCUGUGCCGUUCUCUACUUUGCCUGCUGGUACUACCCCGUUUGGAGACUUCCCCAUGACUCUAACCGAUCUGGUGCCACCUUCUUCAUGAUGAUGGUCUACGAGCUCAUUUACACCGGUAUUGGUCAAUUCAUCGCCGCCUAUUCGCCCAACGCAACCUUCGCUGCGCUUGUGAACCCUCUGAUCAUCAGUACCCUCGUCAUCUUCUGUGGUGUCUUGGUUCCAUACGACGAGCUCAACGUGUUCUGGCGUUUCUGGAUGUACUACCUCAACCCUUUCAACUACGUCGUCAACGGCAUGUUGACCUUCGGUAUCUGGGGUGCCAAGGUCGUCUGCAAUGAAGAUGAGUACGCUUUCUUCGACCCACCCAACGGCACCUGCGCGGAUUACCUGUCGGAUUACAUGGCUGGCACUGGUAAGGGUAUCAACUUGCUCAACCCCGAUGCUACCUCCGCCUGCAAGGUCUGCCAAUACAAAUCUGGAAGCGAGUUCCUUAACACUCUCCACAUCAAGAACUACACCACUGGAUGGAGAAACAUUGGUAUCGCCUGGAUCUUCGCCUUCAGUGGAUACGCUUUGGUGUUCGGUCUCAUGAAGUUGAGAACCAAGGCUUCCAAGAAGGCCGAGUAG
Penicillium psychrosexuale is the source of this 4314-nucleotide messenger RNA. RefSeq lists its product as uncharacterized. Gene Ontology annotation, biological process: transmembrane transport. Gene Ontology annotation, cellular component: membrane. The coding region runs from base 1 to 4314 and encodes 1437 amino acids. Gene Ontology annotation, molecular function: ATP binding; ATP hydrolysis activity; ABC-type transporter activity. Lineage: Eukaryota; Fungi; Ascomycota; Eurotiomycetes; Eurotiales; Aspergillaceae. The transcript is spliced from 5 exons. The record is from RefSeq and is a predicted model, not a curated record.